AUGUCGAAGCUCCCUCGAGGUGAGUCCGUUGGAGCGUUGCCCCAACGUGAAACAGAGGUCGCAGCAGAGCUGGUCCAUCGUGCUAUUGUGCAUGAGCAGGGCAAUGCGAUUGUGCAGAAGGUCGCAAGCCAUAUCCACGGCAAGCAGAUCGCCGUGCAUGUGCAAACACUGAUGGUGGAAUGUCAGGGGAUGUCUGACGCAAGCAAGCGUCGCUAUGAUGAGACGGAUGCAGCCUCAUGGGAUCACAUCGCUUCCGAAGAGGAGUUCAGUCCAAGCUGCAUGCCGAUGCCCUCAGGGGGUUAUGGCAAGGAUAUUCCCUCAGGCAAUACCAAGGCCAAGGUGGCCGAUCAUGCUCAGACCAGUGGCCAGCAUGUCUUCGCCUUCCCGCUGAAGGUGGAUUCCAUGGAUGAGUGGGGCCGUACCAUCAUCACUAUGAAGAAGUAUGCAGACCUCAACAUCACCUACGGAGAACUGGUGACUAUGAGUCGUACCGACCUUGAGGCCUCCAAGUAUCUGGGAUGGAUUGUGAAAACUUACACUCCUGAGCCGGAUCGUAUGAAGACCGUGAAGCGUACCCAGGCCGUUGACAUGGCGAUGUACCUCAAGAAUAUCGGUUGGUCCAUGGAAGAGACAUCGGAGGAAUUUGUCCGUGCAAGUGCACUGAGCGAUGAAAGCCUUAAGAGCUGUAACGCUGAAGCGAAAGGUGGCUGGGUGAGUGGAGAGACCUGGGUCCAGAUCCAGUUGGGUUUUGCCAUUGUUCACCUGCUUUUUGCACCGUAUUUCCAGAGCCGAGUUUGGAGAAUGGUCUCAGAGAAAUUGCGCGAAGGCCAAUUCCGCCUGGAGCCAGGUUUUGUAGUGCCGCAGCAGAUCAUCUUCGCAAGCUUCAAGGAAGUCUUCUUGUAUGAUCUAGGAAUCUUGUUCUACGCCAUGAUCCUCUGCGCUUCAUUUGUUUCUCGGAUCCCGCGUGUGGAGUAUGAAUGGAAGCAGCAGCAUGACGGGCGGCUUCUGCGAUCCUGGCGGCAACUGCGGCUCUGCAUCCUACCUGGGCUUGUGCUUCUUUUGGCUGGCCGUGGUUUACAACUUCUGCUACUACUUCUGCGGCUGUUGUGCUUCCUCCGUUCAGCUGACCGAUCCCGACACCGAGCUGGCGCUCUACCAAGCCGUCGGCCGCCGCUGAGCGCGAAGCGCGUAGAACGGCCGCACCCGGCGCCGAAGUGCCCGGUGGCGAAGCAAACGUUGCUGGGAGGUGACACGGAGAGCUCCGAGGCCGAUUCGGAUUUGGCGAAAAAAUGGACGUGGCGCUGCGCAGCUUGGGCAAUGCCCCAUUUGACAGCCAUAAGUUGUAAGCUGCGUGAUUUUCAGGCCAGCUCCCGGCUGAUUGGAAGCCCUGAGAUGCUAAAGCACCUGGAGGAGCAGCUGAAAGAUCAGAGCUCGAAGUUUCAGCUACAAAGUGAAGAACGGCAAAGGUUGGAACUUCAGUUGCAGCAGCAGAAGGAAGCUUUGCAACGAUUGGAAGGUAAGCAGGUGGGGGAAGUCCCAAAAGUGAACAUGGCGGCUCCGGUGCAGAAUGAAGAGAAAGAUGAGAAGAAGGAGCCUGAGAAGAAGGAGCCAGAGAAGGCGCCGAAGGGCACCAAGGGCAAGGGCGGAAAGGCCAAAGGCAAAGGUGGCACCACUCCACCCUGCAAAGGAAAGGGCAAAGCGGCCAGUGAAGAGCCACGCAUGCCUGAGGUGACACCAAAGACGGCGAUGAAAAAACUCUUUUGGAAUCCCUUGAAGUUGGGAGAGACCACAUCGAUCUGGGAGCACAUCUGGUGCCAACGCGCGGACCUGGCUCUGUUCGACGUGGAGGUGCUGGAAGCCAGCUUUGCGGAGGCUGGUGGCACCUCACCGCUGAAGCGGCCGUCGUUGGCACCCGCGCUGGCGUCGAGGAAGAAGCGACGGGCGCUGGAAGAGAAGCGACGCCGUGAACUGUGGUUCAUGCUGGCGCUGAUGCCGGAGAAGGGUCAGCUCUUGCAGGCGAUCCAAGAGAUGAACGACGACGUCCUGAAGCCCGAGAAGGUGGAGUUGUUGCACAUGAAUCUACCCACCGCCGCGGACAUCGAAGUGAUCCAUACAUCUCUGAUGAACGAGCCACUGCUCGAAGGUGAACUUUGGGAUACGCCUGAAGACUUCGUUCUCGCGAUUUCGGAGCUUCCAAACUGUGCCACACGUGUGAAGAUGUGGGGUUUUCUGAACUCCGUGGACAUCGCCAUUCAGCGCCUGGAAGACGCACAAGAGGAGCUGUGGAAGGCGGCAAAUGCCCUGUUGAAAUCGGAGAGCUUAGAACGCCUCCUGGGUUUGCUGCUCUUCGUCGGAAACUACUUGAAUGGCGGCACAGCGCGCGGCCGUGCGGAUGGCUUCGAUCUGGAGGCUCUGCCCAAAGUGGCCAAGUUGCGCGGGAAAGGCCACGAGUCUCUCUUGGACUUCUUGGUCUCCCAGGCCGAAAGCAGCCGGAAGGGCUUGGUCGCCAGCUUGUUCCAAGCCGACGGCGAAGCGGAGGCCGUUCGACGGGCCCGUAUGCAUUGCGUGAAGGAUGCGGUGGAAGAAACGAAGACUUUGAUCAGUCAGGCUGAAGGCUUUCUGCCACAACAGGUUGAAUCUGAAGCCAUGGAGAAGCGAAAGGAGAAGCUGGAGGAGAGCCUGAAGAAGCUGCGAGAUGUACUGCAGAAAUUUCACGAGUGGGAGACCAAAUACGAAGAACUUUGCCAUUGGUUCCAGAUGCAGGAUGGGCGUCAACGCACCUGUGAAGAUUUCUUCGGACUUUGGGAGAGCUUCCUAACGGAUUUGAAGAAGUCGUGGGAAAGCCACCGUCGAGAGCAGUUGGCCAAAGAGUCCUCCAGAAGAUCCUUGUCGUUGCCCCCGAGGCGCCGCAGUGUCCCAGUCUUGACCACGGGCAGCAAGACCCCGUCUGCCUCGCCCAGAGCCCGUCGGGACCGACGGCGAACAGCACAUGGAAUACCCAGCGACUUUCACCGAGGCUUAGAAAAUGACACGGGCGAAGGUAGCGCUGUGCCAGCACCCUCGCCUACAGAAAUGGUAGGAGCAGGCUGUGAAUCUCAAGACAAUGCGGUCUACAUGGUUUUCAUCAAGGAGUGAAAUGAUUUACGGUGUCACACUGAUAGAAACCAAGCGCUUUUCGGACCCAGACCAUUGACAGGCCUCCACAUGCUUAGGGAAGAAUUCUCUUUUUGAGAGUUCCAUGGCAUCAUGCUG
Cladocopium goreaui is the source of this 3252-nucleotide messenger RNA. The record is from the annotation of a GenBank genome assembly. Lineage: Eukaryota; Dinophyceae; Suessiales; Symbiodiniaceae.